AUGGACGGUGGCCAGACCUCGACCAGCACCGCCCCCGCGGGCAACUCCAGCGAUUUUGUACGGAAACUCUACAAGAUGCUCGAAGACCCAUCGUACGCGGAAAUCGUGCGGUGGGGUGACGAAGGAGACAGUUUUGUGGUCUUGGAGUGCGAAAAAUUCACCAAGACCAUCCUUCCGAAGCACUUUAAACACAGCAACUUUGCCAGUUUCGUGCGACAGCUGAACAAGUACGACUUCCACAAAGUGAGACAGAACAACGAGGAAAACGGACAGUCACCAUACGGACAGAAUGCCUGGGAGUUCAAACACCCUGAGUUCAGAGCGAACAGCAAAGAAUCCCUCGAUAACAUUCGACGGAAGGCCCCGGCUCCGCGCAAACAGGCCCAGAGCACCGAAGACUCGGUUCCGACACAACAAAUAGAUUUGCUGAACCAGCAAAUUGUGGCUCAACAACAACAGAUUCAUCAAUUACACGAGCGACACACACGACUCAGUGUCGAUCAUCAGUUGAUGAUGCAGGAAGUUAUGAGGGUGCAGAAGACCAUCCUUAACCAUGAAAAUGUUAUUCACCAGGUGAUGACUUACCUGCUCUCCGUUGAUGCCCGCCAGCGGCGCGACAGCAAAGCGGCUGCUGUGCCUUUCCAAGCCCAGGGUCAAGCCGGUUCGACCCUGAGCCCUUCACAGGGCGCAUCCAUGGACGACGAGCCCUCGUCACCCUUGCAGCAUGCCUCGAAGCUCCUGAAUGAUAUGAAUGCAGAGAUUCAAUUCAAUCUAGGGGGCCUAGAGUCCAUGGGUGAGCCACCGAAAACUACCGCCGUGGUCCCUACACCUGCUCUGGAGACUGCUCCCCGGAAUGGUGUCGCGCGGCCCUCUGCUGCCGACGCCAGUGCGAAUACUGCUAUGGUCUAUUCCAAGAUGAACGGGGAGAUCGAGCCCGUCGUCUACCCGGUGGGCGCCACCAACGGAAUCGAUCCUAUGUACAGUGAACAUGUUAACAACGUCCCGUAUCCCAUGCCUCCCAAACAAGAGAUUGACGAAUCUCGACGGCAAUUCCCCGACAACCGGAAAAAGAGCGCAAAUGUCGAUCCCGGUUGGGUGCGCAGCCCCCAUAUUCUGCUCGUAGAGGAUGAUGCGACAUGCCGUCAAAUUGGUGGCAAAUUCCUAUACUCUUUCUCGUGCCUGAUUGAUACCGCGCUUCAGUUCGACGGCCUGGAAGCGGUGAACAAGAUCCAGGAUGGCUCCAAAUAUGAUCUCAUUCUCAUGGACAUUAUCAUGCCCAAUUUGGAUGGUGUUUCUGCUUGCCACCUUAUUCGCCAAUUCGACAGGACCCCCAUUAUCGCCAUGACAUCUAACAUUCGCAGUGACGAUAUCCAGCUCUACUUCCAACAUGGAAUGGAUGACGUCCUUCCAAAGCCUUUCACAAGAAAGAGCCUUCUCGAUAUGCUUGAGAAACACUUGGUUCACCUGAAAACGAUGCCGCCGGGAAUAGAGGCUCCCCAAUCGGCAGCAGCCGUUACGAUGGCCGCGCAAAGCUCGGCCGCCCAGUCAGUCAAGGAGGACAGCUCUCCUGGGCAAUCGCCAGCAACAUCGAUGACUGCUUGGCAAUCACCGGGCCAAUUUCCAGGCAUGACUGCCGUGGCUCCUAACGUUCCGCAAGUCCAAAGCCAAUAUAUACCCGCCGCCCCUGCUGCGGCUGCAUAUGCCGUAGAUCAAAACGGAGUUCAGUAUCCCGCACCCGCGGUGGCCCUUGCUACUACGGCGCCUGCGGCCGUCAGGCCGCAACCACCUCGACGACAACUUUCGGAAAUGUCGAGUGCUACCGAAAACCCCAAUAUGGCCAAACGGCCGCGCAUGUACGCUCAUCAAGCGCAGCCAAUGGUUAACCCCAUGCAAGCUGCGCGAACGGGCUAG
Molecule: messenger RNA, 1911 nt
Organism: Aspergillus vadensis CBS 113365
Lineage: Eukaryota; Fungi; Ascomycota; Eurotiomycetes; Eurotiales; Aspergillaceae
Gene: skn7
Product: putative stress response transcription factor SrrA/Skn7
Exons: 7
Coding region: 1-1911 (636 amino acids)
Biological process (GO): phosphorelay signal transduction system; regulation of DNA-templated transcription
Molecular function (GO): DNA-binding transcription factor activity; phosphorelay response regulator activity; sequence-specific DNA binding
Source: RefSeq, a predicted model, not a curated record